Molecule: messenger RNA, 2232 nt
Organism: Plasmodium falciparum 3D7
Lineage: Eukaryota; Apicomplexa; Aconoidasida; Haemosporida; Plasmodiidae
Product: putative zinc finger protein
Biological process (GO): DNA damage tolerance; protein monoubiquitination
Molecular function (GO): ubiquitin protein ligase activity; single-stranded DNA binding; nucleic acid binding
Source: RefSeq, a predicted model, not a curated record
AUGAUUGAAACCUAUAUAUACUGGAAUUUUCGUGGGAGCCGGGGGAAUGGGAACAUCCUAAGGAUAUCGCUUCCAUGUAGUUAUAACACGAUAAAAAAGAAAAUAAUGGAGUUGACAAAUAUACACAUAGAAAACAAUUUGGAUAUCUUACUAUAUCACAAUAAUAAGAUUUUAAGCGAAUAUGAAAGUAUACAUCAUGAGAUGUUAAUAGAAAUUCAAAGAAGUAGUAUUGAUGUGGUGAGGGAUAUGUUACAAAAGAGUAAUGAUUUAUUUUUAGAAAAGAAUAAAAGUAAGACAGAGGCAAAUAAGAAUAAUGGUAUAACACAAAGAACAAUUCAAAAUCACCAAAAAAUUAAUAAUCGUAUGAUAAAUGAUUAUAAUAAUAAAAUAUCUAAAUUUAACAAUAAUAAUAAUAAUAAUAAUAAGACAACUGGAUAUUUUCACAAUAAUAACAGACCCUGGAAUAUAUAUAAUAGAAAUAAUAUUAUAAAAGAUGAAGACAAAAAUAUUUAUGGAGAAAAUAAUCUGAUAACAAAUCAACAACAAACAGAAGAAGCAGCAGAAGAAUUAGAAGAAGAUGAAGAAAUGAAAAUUCAUUUGGCCAUGGAAAAAAAUAAUGUAUAUAAAUCAAAUUAUAAUAAUAACAAAAUAAGAUUAAAUUAUUAUAAAAGAGAUCGAAACAAUGCAACUCAUUUUAUGCAGAAUAAAUUAAAAAACACAUCUCAUAAUAUAAUAAAAAAUAAUAAAAAUGUAAUAGCUAAUAAUAAUAUUACCUCGAGUAGUAAGGUAGAUGGGGAAUAUUCAACAACAUAUCAUCAAAAAAAUAAUUAUUUACCAAAUACAUAUACACACGGUGGUACAUAUAAUAAAUUUAAAAAUCAUAUAACCAAUAAUCAUAAUAAUAUUCAUGCAAAUAAUAUGGAUGAAGAAACUAUCAAUAAAAAAGUCUCUCCGGAUUAUAUAUGUCAUAUGUGUGGAAAGAAAGGACAUAGUAUAAAAAAUUGUACAAUGAGUUCAUUUAAUAAUAAUAAUAAAAAAAUAAAAGUUCCUACAGGAAUUCCAACCAACUUUUUAACAAAAAUAAAAACGGAAGAUAUAUAUAAAUAUGAUCAAAUAUAUAUUUUAAAAGAUGGUAGUUAUGGUAUAUUAAAAGAUGUAGAAGAUGUUAGUGGAAGUGCAUAUUUGUAUAGAAGCGUCGAGGAUAAAAUAAAUAUAUAUUUGGGGGUACAUAAUAAUAAAAAUAAUAAUAACAACAACAACAACAAUAAUAAUAAUAAUAGUAAUAAUAGUAGUAAUAAUAAUUAUUAUAAUAAUAGUGAUGUCCCUAACGAACCUCAAAAUAAUGAAAAAAUUUCAAAUCUCUAUAAAUGCUUGUUAUGUAGAAAAUUAUAUACCGAACCAGUAACUUUACAUUGUUGUGCUGAAACGUAUUGUAAAGCAUGUUUAUAUAAAUAUAAUAAAAAAAAAAUGAAAGACACAUCAAACAUAUCUUCAUCUUAUCAUAAUAAGAAUAAUAAUUAUACAAAUCAAGAAUCUAAUAAGGCAAUAGGAGCAGGAGCAGGAGCAGGAGCAGGAGCAGGAUCAGCAUCAGCAUCAGGAGGACAACUUAUGAAAUGUCCUAGUUGUUCAAAGUACAUUAACUCAGACGAAUUAAUUGUUAAUACAAAUAUUAAGAAUGUGAUAGAUACAAUUGUUAAGAAUCAAAAAAUUAAUCAAGUGAAUGAUGAAAUGGGAAAUAAACCAUCUGCCAAUACAUUUGUUGAAAUAAAUAAUAAUAUGAAUCUAAUGGAUGACCACAACAAUAAUAUAAAUAAUAAUAAUAAUAUAAAUAAUAAUAAUAAUAUAAAUAAUAAUAAUAAUAUAAAUAAUUAUAAUAAUAGUAACAAUAGUAAUGGCGUAGCAGGGGCAGAUGAACAUAAUAAUAUUAAUUCUCAUAAUAAUCAAAACAUUACACAUAAUUUUACUAAUAACAGUAGUAAUGAUUUAGGAUAUAAUCAUAAUCAAAAUAUAUUUAAUUUAAGUCAUAAAGAUAAUAUACAUAAUAUAAAACAAAACGAAUUUAAUCAUGUAAAUUUUAAUCCUUUAAUUACAUUUUCUUUUAAUUUAUAUGAAUUAAAGAAAGAACACGAUUUUGCAGCUGCAUAUAUAGCUCAAUAUAAACUCAAAAAAAAAAAAAAAAAAAAAAGACAACUCAACAUAAAUCUUUCCGUAUUAAACAAAAAAAUUUGCUAA